Hyaena hyaena (striped hyena) is the source of this 5986-nucleotide messenger RNA. RefSeq names its product trinucleotide repeat containing adaptor 6C (gene TNRC6C). The record is from RefSeq and is a predicted model, not a curated record. The transcript has 22 exons. Lineage: Eukaryota; Metazoa; Chordata; Mammalia; Carnivora; Hyaenidae. The coding region runs from base 590 to 5746 and encodes 1718 amino acids. Gene Ontology annotation, molecular function: protein binding; RNA binding. Gene Ontology annotation, cellular component: nucleoplasm; P-body. Gene Ontology annotation, biological process: positive regulation of nuclear-transcribed mRNA poly(A) tail shortening; miRNA-mediated post-transcriptional gene silencing.
GAAGGAAGGUGCUCAGAAAAAGGCUGCUGAUCAAAAAACCAAAGUGCCAGAGCCUACGAAGAGCUGCUCGAGCCAGCCCCAGCCCGCCGGUGCCGGCCCCGGCGCUGCCACCAGCACCCCGCCCAGCAGCGGCCAUGGCAAGCGAGCGCCUGCCAGCAGCCAGCCGCCCGCGGCGCCCCGUUACCUGCCUCGCGAGGUGCCUCCGCGCUUCCGCCAGCAAGAACAGAAGCAGCUACUAAAGAGAGGUCAGCCGUUGCCUGCGGGGGCUCUGACCAGUGCGAGCCCACCGCAGGGUGCCGGGCCCGCAGGGGUAAGCCCCCCUCCCCUCCCCGGAGCCGGAGCGCAGCAGCACCCCAGUACGCUCCAACCAGAUCUCAGUCACGGUGGAUUGGCAGAUCGCUAUGACGGCUCCCGCUGGGGGCAGCAGCCCACUCACGGAAGCGAAGCCGGCUGCGGCUGGGAUAAAGUGAUCGUCGACAGGACUGACGAGGAGGCGUGGCCUUCCGUCACCGGGGCAGAGACGGAAUCUGCCUCAGAAUGCAGUACAGACACUGACUCUGCCUCCAAGUGCGGCUCAGAGAACAGUAGCAUGGCUACAGGGGGCGCCCAGGGCACCUUCGCGGGGCGUGCCAAGAAGACAGAUGGCAGCGACGGCACCAAUGGUGCGCUCGUCCAAAGCCCUUCUAACCAGAGCGCCCUUGGGGCAGGGGGCGCAGCCGCUCAUGGAAACGCAGCCCGGGUGUGGGGCGUAGCCACGGGCCCCGGCUCGGGCCCAGCCCACAGCUCCCUCGGCGGUGGGGAUGGAAAGAUGGACAGUGCGAUCGGGGACGGGAGAGGUCAGAAUUGCUGGGCUGCUUCCAACCCCAGUGCCGGCAUCAACCUUAACCUUAACCCUAAUGCCAACCCAGCUGCCUGGCCUGUACUCGGACACGAAGGAACUGUGGCGACAGGCAACCCUUCCAGUAUUUGCAGUCCGGUCAGUGCCAUAGGUCAGAGUGCGGGCAACCAGAACGGGAACCCGCCGGGCACUUUAGGUGCUUGGGGAAACUUACUGCCGCCCGAGAGCACAGAACCACAGACGCCCGCUUCUCAGAAUGUGUCUUUCAGCGUACAACCUCAGAACCUUAACACUGAUGGACCAAAUAACACUAACCCCAUGAACUCUUCACCAAACCCUGUCAAUGCAAUGCAGGCAAAUGGACUGCCAAACUGGGGCAUGGCUGUUGGUAUGGGGGCCAUCAUCCCGCCCCACCUGCAAGGCCUGCCUGGUGCUAACGGAUCUUCGGUUUCUCAAGGCGGGGGCAGCGGCGGCGAAGGACUCAGCAGUUCGGUGUGGGGCCUGUCCCCGGGCAACCCCGCCGCAGGAAGUAGCAGUUCUGGGUUCAGUCAGGGGAGUGGAGACACUGUGAACUCGGCGUUGAGCACUAAGCAGAACGGAUCCAGCAGCGCUGCGCAGAAGGAAGGAAGUGGGGGAAACGCCUGGGACUCGGGCCCUCCUGCCGGCCCUGGACUCCUUGCCUGGGGACGGGGCGGCGGCAGCAACAGCAGCGUUAGUCACAUCCACUCGGGGGCUUGGGGCCACCCCAGCCGAAGCACCUCCAACGGGGUGAACGGGGAAUGGGGAAAGCCCCCAAACCAGCAUUCCAGCGGUGACGGCAGCGGGAAGGGAUCGGCGGGGUGGGACGGCCCGGGCGGCAGCAGCCAGAGCCCUGCCCCGCAGCCCGGCAGUGAGCACAUGAACUCGUGGGCCAAAGCCGCGUCUUCUGGAACCACGGCAAGCGAAGGAAGUAGCGAUGGUUCCGGCAGUCACAGCGAAGGGGGCUCUGGGAGGGAAGGGGCCGAAGGCCGAAGGCGAGACAAAGGGAUUCUAGACCAAGGGCACAUCCAAUUGCCAAGGAACGAUCUUGACCCCAGAGUCCUGUCUAAUACUGGCUGGGGACAGACUCCGGUGAAGCAAAACACUGCCUGGGAAUUUGAAGAGUCCCCGAGGUCCGAGAGGAAGAAUGACAAUGGGACAGAGGCCUGGGGCUGUGCGGCUCCUCAGCCUUCACACUCAGGGGCGAAGAGUGAUGGGUCCAUCGUGAGCAGUACAAAUACCUCUUCGGUGUCCGGGUGGGUCAGCUCCCCGCCUGCUGCCGCGCCGGCCAGCACAGGCUGGGGGGACAGCAGCAACAAGGCGCCGAAUGGCCCGGGGGUGUGGGGGGACUCGAUAAGCUCUCCUGCUGUUACAAAUGCUGCUGCCGCCGCCAAGAGCGGCCACACCUGGAGUGGGACCGGAGGCCAGGAGGACAAGUCACCCGCCUGGGGGGAGCCUCAGAAACCCAGGUCUCAAACCUGGGGAGACGGACAGAAAUCCAGCCCGGCCUGGAGCGCAGGAGGGGGAGACUGGGCGGACUCGUCGUCUGUCCUCGGACACUUGGGGGACGGGAAGAAAAAUGGCUCUGGAUGGGAUGCCGAUGGCAACCGGUCAGGGUCUGGUUGGAACGACGCUGCCAGGUCUGGGCCCAGUGGCUGGGCUAAUGGCACAAACGCCAAGGUGAAUCCAGGGACAAACUGGGGAGAGUCUUUAAAACCUGGCCCCCAACAGAACUGGGCGGGCAAACCCCAAGACAGCAAUGUGAGUAACUGGGGAGGAGCCGCUUCCGUUAAACAGACAGGGACCGGGUGGGUUGGGGGUCCGGUCCCUGUCAAACAGAAAGACAGCAGUGAGGCCACGGGCUGGGAGGAGCCUUCUCCACCAUCCAUCCGGCGCAAAAUGGAAAUCGAUGAUGGUACCUCAGCUUGGGGUGACCCGAGCAACUACAAUAAUAAAACUGUAAACAUGUGGGACAGAAACAACCCGGGCGUGCAGAGCAGCACCACGGCCGCCGCCACCACCACGAGCAGCAGCACGGACGCGGUCGAGACGCCGCCGUCGCACCAGGCCAGCGCCCAGCUGAGUCGAUCGCCGCUGCUCGGCCCAGUCUCCUCGGGCUGGGGAGAGAUGCCUAACGUCCAUCCGAAGGCCGAGAGCUCUUGGGGAGAGCCAUCCUCCCCCUCUGCCCUGGUCGACAACGGCACCGCGGCGUGGGGCAAGCCGCCCAGCAGCGGCAGCGGAUGGGGGGACCAGCCCGCAGAGCCGCCCGUGACCUUCGGGAGAGCCGGCGCCCCCACUGCCGCCCCGGCCCUGUGCAAACCAGCUUCGAAAUCUAUGCAAGAAGGCUGGGGCAGCGGCGGGGACGACGUCAGCCUCAGCGCCAGUCAGUGGGAAGACGAGGAAGGGGGCGUGUGGAACGCCGCUUCCCAGGAAAGCACCUCCUCCUGCAGCUCCUGGGGGAGCGCCCCCAAAAAAGGACUCCCAAAGGGCAUGAAAACGCCUGGCAAGCAGGACGAGGCCUGGAUCAUGAACCGGCUGAUCAAACAACUCACAGACAUGGGCUUCCCGAGAGAGCCAGCUGAAGAGGCCUUGAAGAGCAACAAUAUGAAUCUUGACCAGGCCAUGAGCGCCCUGCUGGAAAAGAAGGUGGACGUGGACAAGCGUGGACUGGGAGUGACCGACUACAAUGGACUGGUCACCAAAGCCCUUGGCUGCCGCCCACCAGUCUCCAAAGACUCUUCCGGGGACCGCCCCGCCUUUCUCGACAAGGACGGCGGCCUAGUGGAAGAGCCCACGACUUCACCAUUUUUGCCUUCACCAAGCCUGAAGCUCCCCCUUCCAAACAGUGCACUCCCUAAUCAGGCCCUGGGUGGGAUCGCCUCGGGGCUGGGCAUGCAAAACUUGAAUUCUUCUAGACAGAUACCGAGUGGCAAUCUGGGUCUGUUCGGCAGCGGCGGAGCAGCACAAGCCAGGACCAUGCAGCCGCCGCCGCAGCCGCCCGUGCAGCCUCUGAGCUCCUCCCAGCCCAGCCUCCGCGCUCAAGUGCCUCCGUUUCUAUCCCCUCAGGUUCAAGCACAGCUUUUGCAGUUUGCAGCAAAAAACAUUGGUCUCAACCCUGCACUAUUGACCUCGCCGAUCAAUCCUCAGCAUAUGACGAUGUUGAACCAGCUCUAUCAGCUGCAGCUGGCAUACCAACGUUUACAAAUCCAGCAGCAGAUGCUACAGGCUCAGCGUAAUGUUUCCGGACCCAUGAGACAACAGGAGCAGCAAGUCGCGCGCACAAUCACUAACCUGCAGCAGCAGAUCCAGCAGCACCAGCGCCAGCUGGCCCAGGCCCUGCUCGUGAAGCCGCCGCCGCCCCCGCCGCACCUGUCUCUGCACCCCUCUGCAGGCAAAUCGGCCAUGGACAGCUUCCCCCCCCACCCCCAGGCCCCCGGCCUGCCUGACCUGCAGACCAAAGAGCCGCAGUCUUCACCCAGCACCUUUGCUCCUUACCCUCUCGCUGGACUGAACCCAAACAUGAAUGUCAGCAGCAUGGACGUGACCGGCGGCUUGUCGGUGAAGGACCCGACUCCGUCCCAGUCCCGCCUCCCUCAGUGGACACACCCCAACCCAAUGGACAACCUGCCCGGUGCUGCUCCUCCCCUCGAUCAGAACCCCAGCAAGCAUGGUGCUAUCCCUGGAGGCCUGAGCAUCGGGCCUCCAGCUAAGUCCUCUAUCGACGACUCCUAUGGCCGGUACGAUUUAAUCCAGAGCAGUGAGUCACCAGCCAGUCCUCCGGUAGCUGUCCCCCAUAGCUGGUCACGUGCCAAAUCUGACAGUGAUAAAAUCUCGAACGGCUCCAGCAUCAACUGGCCCCCAGAAUUCCAUCCUGGAGUCCCGUGGAAAGGACUUCAGAAUAUAGACCCUGAGAACGACCCUGACGUCACUCCUGGAAGUGUCCCCACCGGGCCCACCAUCAACACCACCAUACAGGACGUCAACCGCUACCUCCUCAAGAGUGGAGGGUCCUCCCCACCGUCAUCUCAGAGUGCCGCGCUGCCUUCCUCGAGUGCCUGGCCGCUCAGUGCCUCCGGCUACGCUCGCUCCUUCAGCAGCAUCGCGCCCGCGCCCAGCAUUGCAGGUAAACUGUCAGACAUUAAAUCGACGUGGUCCUCCGGCCCUGCCUCCCACACACAAGCCUCUCUGUCUCAUGAACUGUGGAAGGUGCCCAGAAACACUACUGCACCCACGAGGCCGCCUCCAGGGUUAACCAAUCCCAAGCCUUCCUCCACCUGGGGAACCAGCCCCCUCGGCUGGAGCAGCGCUUACUCCUCGGGUUCCGCGUGGAGCACCGACGCCUCCGGAAGGACGAGCAGCUGGCUCGUCCUCCGCAACCUCACGCCCCAGAUCGACGGCUCGACCCUGCGGACGCUGUGUCUGCAGCACGGGCCUCUGGUCACAUUCCACCUGAACCUGACGCAGGGCAACGCCGUGGUCCGCUACAGCUCCAAGGAGGAGGCCGCCAAGGCCCAGAAGUCCCUGCACAUGUGUGUCCUGGGAAACACUACCAUCCUGGCCGAGUUUGCUGGCGAAGAAGAGGUGAAUCGUUUCCUAGCCCAGGGCCAGGCGGUGCCGCCCACGUCCGGCUGGCAGUCGGGCACCGGGGCCGGCCAGACGCGGCUGGGCACCUCGGGCGGCUCCCACGGGCUGGUGCGGGCCGACACCGGCCACUGGAGCGCCCCUUGUCUGGCCGGCAAAGGGAGCAGUGACCUCCUGUGGGGCGGGGUCCCGCAGUACUCAAGCAGCCUCUGGGGCCCCCCCAGCAGCGACGACGGCAGGGUGAUCGGAAGCCCCACGCCACUGAACACCCUGCUCCCUGGCGACCUUCUCAGCGGGGAGUCCAUCUAGGACCUCGAGGACCCCCGUGGGCGCCCCCGUCGGCAGCGCUGGGAAGAGAAGGCUGACCCUUUCCAGUCCGGGCGGCGCUGAGGACCCCGCUUGGCCCGGAGCAGCCCGGCAGCCCUUGAGUACCUCCGUCCAGUACUGGGGACGCACGUCCGCCGCGGUCCUUGCGAACUGUCCACGGGACAGUGCGGGCCGCGCUUGGUCAGUGUCACAUGCUAAUGACAGGAUGUUCCUCAUAGCUUU